Prunus armeniaca (apricot) is the source of this 2070-nucleotide messenger RNA. Lineage: Eukaryota; Viridiplantae; Streptophyta; Magnoliopsida; Rosales; Rosaceae. The record is from the annotation of a GenBank genome assembly.
AUGCCUCCUACAUAUUUUCCUCUUCGGUGGGAGAGCACAGGGGACCAAUGGUGGUAUGCUUCCCCGAUUGAUUGGGCAGCUGCUAAUGGUCACUAUGACUUGGUUCGAGAGCUCCUCCGCAUUGACAGCAACCACCUCAUCAAGCUCACAUCUUUACGCCGAAUUCAUCGUCUUGAGACAGUAUGGGAUGAUGAAGCACAGUUUGAUGAUGUAGCCAAGUGCCGUUCAAACGUUGCCCGAAAGCUUUUCUAUGAGUGUGAAUCCAAGAAAGGAAAGAACUCUCUCAUCAGGGCUGGUUAUGGUGGAUGGCUUAUGUACACAGCUGCCUCAGCUGGACAUCUCGGUUUUGUUCAAGAGCUACUUGAAAGAAACCCUCUGCUUGUUUUUGGGGAAGGAGAAUUUGGGAUUACUGAUAUACUGUAUGCUGCUGCUAGGAGCAAGAACACUGAGGUUUUCAGGCUGCUCUUUGACUUUGCUGUUUCGCCGAGAUUUAUGACAGGCAAAGGUGGAGAGCUGGAAGAACACAUUGGGGACAUUCCUUCGGUAUACAAGCGGGAGAUGGUUAACAGGGCAGUUCAUGCUGCUGCCAGAGGAGGAAAUUUGAGCAUUUUGAAGGAGCUUCUUUCUGAUUGCUCAGAUGUUUUGACUUACAGGGAUAUUCAGGGAUCAACUAUCCUCCAUGCAGCAGCUGGGAAAGGGCGGGUAGAGGUUGUGAAGUACCUUUUAGCAUCUUAUGAUAUCAUAAACUCCAAUGACCAUCAGGGCAACACAGCAUUGCAUGUGGCUGCUUCAAGGGGUCAAUUAGCUGCAGCUGAAGCUCUUAUAUCUGCUUCUCCGUCGUCCAUUUCCAUGAGAAACAACUCUGGAGAAACGUUUCUCCACAAGGCUGUAUCUGGUUUUCAAAGUCCUGCUUUCCGAAGAUUGGACCGACAAAUUCAGCUUCUGAAGCAAUUGGUAUGUGGGAAAGCUUUCAAUAUUGAAGACAUCAUCAAUGCCAAAAACAACGAAGGACGGACUGCCCUUCACACAGCAAUCAUUGGGAAUGUUCAUUCUGACUUGGUGCAACUGCUGAUGAUUGCUCAAUCAAUUGAUGUCAAUGCCCGUGAUAUUGAUGGCAUGACAGCACUUGAUUACCUCAGACAAUGGCCUCGUUCUGCAUCGUCUGAGAUACUAAUUAGGCAGUUAAUUUCAGCUGGGGGAAUAUUUGGUUGUCAAGAUUACAAUGCAAGAAAAGCCAUUGCUUCUCGGUUGAAGAUGCAAGGGGAUGGAAGCAGUCCUGGAACAUCAUUUAGAAUUUCUGACACAGAAAUCUUCUUACAUACAGGCAUUGAAAAUGUAUCAGAUGCCAAUGCUGAUCAGCAUAGCACAGGAAACAAUUCACCUUCACCAGAACUGAUCAGCCCAUAUGACCCAACCAAUGAGAACCGCAGCUCAUUCUCUAGUAAAAAACCAGGUUCUGUAAAUUAUGCAGCACAACAAUUGAAACGCGUCAUUGGCUGGCCCCGGAUGAAGGAGAAAAAACCCGAAAGAUUCAAGAAAUCGGUUGAUUUUGGUUCGGUGGAUUCAAACAAGAUAUGCAGCAGCUCAGAUGAGGCACCAACACCACUUCGACAGAGAUUUUCGAAGCCUUCAUCACUUGCGAAUAACAAACGGACACUUUCUGUGAGGAGCAACCAAUCAAGUCCAUCUGCGAAGAAGAGGUUUGCUUGUGGCAUAAGGCAUGGUGUUCUGCAGGCAAUUCCACACAUAACUGUUCCACGUCGGUCGCGCUCUAGUUCAUUUUCAAAAUCAUCAUCAAUCUCUUCACCUAGUUCUCUAGAUAAACAAAAAGGUGUGUACAUUGAAACUGAUACUGCUGGACCAUCUUGGUCAAAUCAAGUAGUUGAUGAUGAAACGCCAAACUUGGGUAAACAAGGCUCCCUGAAUAGAAGGCUGAGGAGCCAGUAUUUCUGUUUUGGUACCUCAGGCCUAUCUGUGAAAAACCCUGUUGGCAGGCAGCAGCAGCAGCAACAGCAGAAUCAAAGUUUCAAGCAUGCUUCUCCUCCUCCUCCUGUUAUUUCAGUGGCUUGA